UCACCAAAGGUCCUUUAUCCCACUAGGCUGUACUAUCUAUCUGUAAUUUACUGGUCAGGCAGAAAAAUAGAUCUUUUCCUAACUGAUCUACUCAAGAUGGAAAAGGGCAGAAAACAGAUGGCCGAAAGAAUAUUAAACUUCACCCUAGAGAUCAUCUACCUGCUGACUGGAGAGGAUUACAUGAUAGUGAAGAAGAUAAAAGAAGAGGGUGAAGAAUGGAGUAGGAACCAGGAUCCUAUCCUGGUGUCUCCACCUCAUUCACUGACACAUGAGAGAAACAGCUAUCAGAAGAUCCUGGACCUCACUAGCAAGAUCACUGAGCUGCUGACUGGAGAGGUUUCUAUAAGGUGUCAAGAUGUCACUGUGUAUUUCUCCAUGGAGGAGUGGGAGUAUGUAGAGGAACAUCUGGAUCAGUAUGAGGACAUUACAACAGAGACUCACCAGACUCUCAUAUCACCAGAUGAAUCCAGUCAGAAAGAAUCGCCAGAAAAAUAUCCCGGUCCUUUGUAUCCUGAGAAUUAUCAAAAGGAAAAUCAGGAUGUCUUGCAAGAUUAUCAGGUUACAAAUGCGAGCGAUAUGAAAGCUGAAGACAUAACCGAAGAAGAGGAGACAAAUGUGGGUGAAACCCAGCUGUGUAAGGAGGAGGACAUUCCUACAGAUAUUGGCACCGAUGACUACACCAGAAAUGCUGUUGGAAAUCUUCAAGAUUAUGAGGACAGUCAUGGACAGCAUUCCUCAACACAUCUUUCCACAAAUGUUUCCUUAAUCCUCCCCAGCAUCAAUCUAUUUAUUGAUCCCAAUCAUCACAGGGAACCUUCAUCUGAUCAAUCACAGAUUCUUAAAGAAAACACAGGAGAAACAGAUGGUAAAAUAUUUUCAUGUUCAGAAUGUGGGAGACAUUUUAAAAAGAAAUUUAUUCUUUCGAUGCAUGAAAGAAUUCACAGAGAUGAGAGGCCAUUUUCGUGUUCAGAAUGUGGGAAAAGUUUUAAAAGGAAAUCAAGUGUAAUUGAGCAUCAGAAAACUCACACGGAGGAAAGACCAUUUCCAUGUUCAGAAUGUGGGAAACAUUUUAAAACGAAAUCCAUUCUUUCUAUGCACAAAAGGAUUCACAGAGAUGAGAGGCCAUUUUUAUGUUCAGAAUGUGGGAAUAGUUUUCGCCAGAAGUCUGCUCUUUUCAAACAUCAAAGAAGACACCGAAAGGAGGAGCCAUUUUCAUGUUCAGAAUGUGAGAGAAGUUUUCAACAGAAAUCAGAUCUUGUUAUACAUCAAAGAUCUCACACAGGGGAGAAGCCAUAUUCAUGCUCUGAAUGUGGGAAAUGUUUCCGCCAGAGAGCAUACCUUGUUACUCAUCAGUGGACCCACAGAACUGAGAAGCCACAUUCAUGUUCCGAAUGUGGAAAAUGUUUUAUGCAGAAAUCUAUUCUUCUUCUGCAUCAGAGAAUUCACACAGGGGAGAAACCAUAUUCAUGUUCAGAAUGUGGGAAAGGUUUUAUGCAGAAAUCAGCCCUUGUUAUGCAUCAGAGAAUACACACGGGGGAAAAGCCAUUUUCAUGUUCAGAUUGUGGGAAAUGUUUUCGCUAUAAAUCAGAUCUUCUUGUACAUGAAAGAAGGCACAGAAAGGAGGAGCCAUUUUCAUGUCCACAAUGUAACAAGGGUUUUCAACAGAAAUCUGAUCUAACUGUACAUCAAAGAACUCACACAGGUGAGAAACCAUAUUCAUGUUCUGAAUGUGGUAAAUGCUUUGCCCAGAGAUUUUCCCUGUUAGCACAUCAGAGAACGCACACCGGAGAGAAACCAUUUUCGUGUUCUGAGUGUGGCAAAUGUUUUAUGAAGAAAUCAGUCCUUGUUAUACAUCAGAAAAUUCACACAGGGGAAAAGCCAUUUUCAUGUUUAGAAUGUGGGAAAUGUUUUCUCCAGAAAUCAUACCUUAUUAUACAUCAAAAAAGGCAUAGAAGGGAGCAGCCAUUUUCAUGUCCAGAAUGUGAUAGAGCUUUUCUACAGAAAUCGGCUCUUGUUCUACAUCAAAGAACUCACACAGGGGAGAAACCAUACUCAUGUUCUGAAUGUGGGAAAUGUUUUACCCAGAGAUCAUCCCUUGUUAGACAUAACCUAAUCCAUACAGGGGAGAAGCCAUUUUCUUGUUCAGAAUGUGGGAAAUGUUUUAGCCAUAGAUCAGCGGUUGCUCAGCAUAAGAAGCGAAGCCAUUUUCAGACUGUAACAAAUGUUUUACCUCAGAUGUAGUUCUAUAGAAAAAUCAGAGGAGAGUUUCAUGUGCAGGAGCACAUAACGUAAAUGCAUAGUAUGUCACAGUUAUUAUGUUUACCAUAGAGUGUUUUGCAGGUAAGCACAACUAAUUCAGCAUACACAUACAGGUUCAUUGACCACAGCCAAGGGCCUGACACUAAAGACAGUGACCCUUUGUUUGGUGGAAAACAGUAGGUUUGGUUAGCAGUGGAAAAUAUGAGGUCCUAUGUAGGUGCUCAGGAAUGAGGAUGAUAUCUUGAAGUAAAGUUUAUUUAAUCAGCCAUAAACAGACUAUCGUCAGAAUUUUGACAGAUUUUGUUUUAGUAAAUAUCCCAUAAUAAUUUUAGCAUAAUAUAUUGCUAUGGUAUCAAGUGUCACUAACAGGGGACACUAAAUAAAUACUAGGGAGUGCUGCUAGCUUGUUAAAAAUAUUGGUGUCUG
Messenger RNA from Bufo gargarizans (Asiatic toad), 2685 nucleotides. Its product is annotated as zinc finger protein 260-like. Gene Ontology annotation, molecular function: DNA-binding transcription repressor activity, RNA polymerase II-specific. NCBI's taxonomy places the organism in Eukaryota, Metazoa, Chordata, Amphibia, Anura, Bufonidae. Gene Ontology annotation, biological process: negative regulation of transcription by RNA polymerase II. The coding region runs from base 97 to 2241 and encodes 714 amino acids. The transcript is spliced from 7 exons. The record is from RefSeq and is a predicted model, not a curated record.